AUGAAAAACACCGUUUGCCUAAUUUUCUGUUUAUUUUUCCUAAACCAGUUUUCGUGCGGAGACAGGGAGGAAACCGUCGACGCCGUCCCGAAUGUGGGGGUUCUGAAUUUGGAGAAGCCGACUUUGAGGGCGCUCCUGGCGGAGAAUCCGGGGGGGGUCAGCGAGGGGGUAGACAACGAGGAAGUUGCCAGUGAGGAGGUUGCCAACGAGGAUGUCGUUAGUGAUGACUUACCCGUCGACAGCGUGGCCGCCGAAGAAGUGCCACCUGAAGUGGUCCCCUUAGAAGAAGUCUCCACAGAAGAAGUCCCCUCAGAAGAAGACCCCUCAGAAGAAGACCCCUCAGAAGAAGACCCCUCAGAUGACGCUCCAUCCGCCCCCUCAGCGCCAGCUGCAGAAGAGCAGAAUCAAGAAGCGGAGGAAGUCCCCCCCGCAGCCAAUGCAGAACCGAGUGAUGACUCCCCCGUCGAAGUUGUUGACGGUGAGGAUUCCGUAGUAGAGGAAGAGGAGGGACAGCACGUAGAGCAGGACGUCCCCGCGGUGCAGGAAGAGGAAGGCCAGGAGGAGGCCCACCAGGAAAGCUGCAGCGACUGCAGUGCACCUUGCUCACCAGGAGCCACAGAAUGUGAAAGCAAAUGCUCAGAAAAUUGCAACUGUGAUGGUGCAUGUCCAGAGGACUGUGCCGUUGAUGAGGGCUGCGAAGCCGUUGAUUGUUCGGAAGGUUCAGACGGCUCAGACGGCCCCGCAUGUGACGCUUGCCAGAAGGAAAGUGAAGAUGAGCAGCCAGAAGAGGGUGUGGACGCCGCCGCUGGUGUUUCUUCCGAGGUAGAGCAGCAAGCCGAACAAGGUGUAGCUCCCCUCGCAGUUGAAGAAGAUUCGGAGGGAGACGAACCCGAAAAUGAAGAGGACUCGGAUGGCGAAGAGACAGACGAUGUGCUAAGUGAAAUAUUUAGGGGCCUCAGAAAUGUUGCAGAUAAGGAAGAAACCGUUUUGGAGGAAAAUGAAGAGGCGGCAGGCGAACAGGCAGUCGAUGAAAAUGGGCAGCAACAGGAGGGAGAGGCAUACGAAGGGGAAGGUGCCGGAGAAGCUGCACCCGGUGAAGAUGGUGAAGAAGUCGCGGAGGGACAAAAUGCAGAAGCCCCUUCCAGUGACACCUCAUCAAACGACAGCGGAAUCGGUAGCGUUACCACAGAAACUGAAAACUUGGUAGACGACUUGAUGAACCUGCUGAACUCAGAUAACGGAGUGGACCAGUCCCUCAAGGUGUUAGCACAGGACAUGGCUCAAUACUUCUUAAAUCACUUGAACGCGGAAAGUGAAGUUGCAUGA
Molecule: messenger RNA, 1326 nt
Organism: Plasmodium vivax (malaria parasite P. vivax)
Lineage: Eukaryota; Apicomplexa; Aconoidasida; Haemosporida; Plasmodiidae
Exons: 1
Coding region: 1-1326 (441 amino acids)
Source: RefSeq, a predicted model, not a curated record